GAAUUUUUAUUUAAAUUACUACAGUAGUUGAGAUGAUAAAAUAUUAACACUGCUAGUUAGUUGGGAUUUCAAACCUGACAAAUCUAUUAGUUGAUAUCAGAUUUUCAGUCUUCAUAACGUGUUUCAGAGAUAUUUCAAAUUUAGAAAAACGUCACGAUGAAAUACAAAUGUGUCUUUUGUUUUAAGACUUUCUCUCGCAAAUAUUCUCUCAAUCCUCACAACAGAAUUCACACCGGAGAUAAGCCAUUCGAAUGUGAUAUAUGUAAAAAAUGUUUCUCAGAAAAAGUUGAUAUGAUUGUUCAUUGUAGAUCUCACACAGGAGAAAAGCCAUAUCAGUGCAAUAUAUGUGAUAAACGUUUUGCUUAUAAAGGUGUUCUGUCUGAACAUCGUAGAAUGCACACGGGAGAAAAGCCAUUCAAAUGUAAUGUAUGUAAUAAGAGUUUUGCUGCAAAUAGCAAUCUCUCCCAUCAUCGUAGAACACACACAGGAGAGAAGCCAUUCGAAUGUGAUAUAUGUAAAAAAUGUUUUGCAAGAAAAUUUGACAUGAUUGUUCAUCGUAGAUUUCACACAGGAGAAAAAUCUUACCAUUGCAAUAUAUGUAACAAACAUUUUUCUCAAAACUUUAGUUUGACCGUUCAUCUCAGAAAGCAUACAAAUGGAAUGCCGUUUAAGUGCGACAUCUGCAAUAAAACGUUUAGAUAUUUUUCAAGUUACAGUAAACACAAAAAACUGCAUACAGUAUCACAAAAAUUCUCGUGUUGUUUAUGCAGCACUUAUUUCUCUCAAGAAGAUAUAAUGGUUAAUCAUCUUCGGGUGCAUAUUAAUUCAGGCUGUCCAAAGUGUGACUGUCAGUUUUCAUGUGAACGAAGCUUUUUAGCUCACGUUCUUCAACAUUCAAAAGAAACACCGCGAUUGUGUGAAACUUGCCUUCACCCUUUUGCUCGGAUUUCUGCUUUUAAAUUGUAUAACACUUUUUUAUCGUAUCCUGAAAAUGCAUAG
Molecule: messenger RNA, 999 nt
Organism: Centruroides sculpturatus (bark scorpion)
Lineage: Eukaryota; Metazoa; Arthropoda; Arachnida; Scorpiones; Buthidae
Product: gastrula zinc finger protein XlCGF71.1-like
Exons: 2
Coding region: 157-999 (280 amino acids)
Cellular component (GO): nucleus
Source: RefSeq, a predicted model, not a curated record